Plodia interpunctella (Indianmeal moth) is the source of this 642-nucleotide messenger RNA. RefSeq names its product gamma-glutamylcyclotransferase-like. Bases 20 to 553 code for a protein of 177 amino acids. The transcript is spliced from 3 exons. Lineage: Eukaryota; Metazoa; Arthropoda; Insecta; Lepidoptera; Pyralidae. Gene Ontology annotation, molecular function: gamma-glutamylcyclotransferase activity. The record is from RefSeq and is a predicted model, not a curated record.
UCGCAGACUUACAAUAAAAAUGAUUCCGUCCGCAAAGGAUACAUUCUUAUAUUUUGCAUAUGGGAGUAACUUAUUAAAGAAAAGAAUCCAUAUAAAUAAUCCAUCUGCUGAGUUCCUUGGAAUCGGGAAACUAGAGGAUCACCAACUUGAUUUCAUUAGAUAUACUGAUAACUGGCAGGGCUGCUCUGCAACUAUUGUACCCGUGGAAGGAUGCCAUGUAUGGGGUGCUGUGUGGAGAGUUGAAAAUGUCCAUAUGCCUGCUUUAGAUAGGCAAGAAGGAGUGGAGUCGAAUUGGUACUUUCCUAAAACUGUCACAGUUGUGACCCAAGAUGGUAUGCAUAUAGAAUGUCGAACAUAUCAGCAGUCAGUAAAUCCUCCGCCACGCAGGGAUGAUGAAGACAUUCCUGAGGACAGGAGACCCUCCCUCACCUAUAUGGACUGCAUUUUGAAAGGGGCCAAAGAGUGUGGGCUUCCAAAAGACUAUAUUGACAAACUGAAAAGAAUACCACACAAUGGACAAGAGUCAAUAAAAAUGAAAAAACUGCUGGAAUAAAAUUCCUUUUCAUAAAAAACAACUGGUGCAGACAUUAGACCAACAAUACAAAAUUGCUGUGAAUUAAAAUUGAUGAAAUUUUAUUUGAA